CAAUAUCACAUGGGAAUCUUUCAAUUAAAAUAAUCCCCUAUGUGCUUUCUUCCACCAUAUAAAAUUCAUCAAAAACUUCAUCACUGUUUAUUGAAAGAGCUACAAUGGAAGAAGAACUGGUUAUUAUGCCAAGAAGGAAACUAGGAUCACAAGGUCUUGAAGUAUCAUCAAUCGGUUUAGGAUGCAUGGGUAUGUCCCCAUUACACGGGUCCCCAAAACCCGAAAAAGAAAUGAUUCAAGUAAUCCAAAUCGCCAUUGAAUCCGGCAUCACAUUUCUUGAUACUUCUGAUCUCUAUGGCCCUCAUACAAACACUAUCAUCAUCAGCCAGGCUCUCAAGGGGCCCCAUACGAGACAAAAAGUACAACUCGCCACCAAAUUUGGGAUCAAGUCACUCUCCGGUGAUAAAAAGAUGGUGGUUUCCGGCGAUCCUGUGUAUGUGAAAGAAGCUUGUGAUGCUAAUUUGAAGCAACUUGGAAUCGAUUGUAUUGAUCUUUACUAUGUUCAUCGUAUUGAUACAACCAUUCCUAUUGAAAUCACGAUGGGGGCAUUGAAGGAAUUAGUGGAAGAAGGUAAGAUAAAAUACAUAGGGCUUUCGGAAGCUUCACCAGAAACUAUUAGAAGGGCACAUAAAGUUCAUCCAAUAACAGCUGUUCAAUUAGAAUGGUCGUUGUGGACAAGAGAUGCUGAAGAAGAAGUGAUUCCUACUUGUAGAGAGCUUGGAAUUGGGAUAGUUCCGUUUAGUCCUCUAGGAAAGGGGUUCUUUUCAAAGGGUCCGAAGGUGGUUGAGAACUUUGCAAGUGACGACUUCCGAAGGCAUCUACCUAAAUUUCAGGGUGAAAAUUUGGAAAACAAUAAGAUUGUAUACGAAAGGGUGAAUGACAUGGCAAGAAAGAAGGGAUGCACCCCGUCUCAGCUGGCGCUGACAUGGCUCCUACACCAAGGGGACGAUGUUUGUCCUAUACCUGGUACAACAAAAAUCGACAACCUUAAACAAAACAUUGGAUCGGUUUGUGUAAAAUUAACGAAUGAAGACAUGUGUGAGCUUGAAUCUAUUGCCGCAGAUGUGAAAGGCGAUAGGUAUUCACCUGCAGUAAUGCAAGACACGUGGAAAUAUGCAAACACUCCACCAUUGUCAUCUUGGAGAAGUGGAUGAAUCUUGGAGGACUUGUUUAGACUAUACGAAAGAUUCUAUGUUUGACUAUUACUUUUUGAACUUUUAAUUAUCGAUUUGAUCAUAGUUUUAUAUGUUUUGAUUAACAACAAAUUAAGAUUAAGGGUAUUUUCGUCAUUUACAACCAUUUUGAUUUAGGUAACACCGGUUUGGAUGUUGAAAAACUUCUUUUCAGUUUUCACAUGUUUACAAAUUAGGUGGUAUAUUUUUAAAAGAGAUAGUGAAUAUGGAGCAUUUAUAUACUUAAAGCAUAAAUAUAGAACCACUAAAACAAUUUAUGAAUUUAACUUAACAUAAUCAUUAAGCUAACUAACUGCAUAUAUCAAAUCUCCACUUUUACCGAUUAAAUAAUAAGUCCAAUUUCAUUGUUUAAGAACAUCACUUAUUUCCAACUUAAAUCUGGAUAUUUUAGCUAAUAUUAACCAGUAAUUAUAACAAGGAUAAUCAAUUUAUCUACAUUCUAUCAGGAUAUCAGCACUAGGUUAAACGCUAGUUUCACCGAUUUAACUAAUUCAUGGAAUUAACAAACCCUACCUUUGAUUUCGGGUUUUUAAUCUUUCAUAAUACUCCAAAUCAGCAAGAAUUCCUAGGCUCCGGUUCCAAUGGAACCUUAAUUCCGGAAACACAGUGACCACAUUAGCCAAAAGUUUGAAAUAAUAGAAUUAGGAUACUUGUACCGUAGUUUCGAGUCAAGAAAACAAGUAGGAGGCUGAUUUGGGUAUGAAAACUGGUGGUCGAACCCCCACCGUCGCGAC
Messenger RNA from Lactuca saligna, 1927 nucleotides. NCBI's taxonomy places the organism in Eukaryota, Viridiplantae, Streptophyta, Magnoliopsida, Asterales, Asteraceae. The record is from the annotation of a GenBank genome assembly.